Pneumocystis murina B123 is the source of this 1158-nucleotide messenger RNA. RefSeq lists its product as hypothetical. Gene Ontology annotation, biological process: phospholipid transport; mitochondrial outer membrane translocase complex assembly; protein insertion into mitochondrial outer membrane. The coding region runs from base 1 to 1158 and encodes 385 amino acids. Lineage: Eukaryota; Fungi; Ascomycota; Pneumocystomycetes; Pneumocystales; Pneumocystaceae. The transcript has 5 exons. The record is from RefSeq and is a predicted model, not a curated record. Gene Ontology annotation, cellular component: SAM complex; ERMES complex.
AUGAUUGAGUAUAAGGAAUAUAUUAUUCGUUUAUUUUUUGAAAAUACAUGUUGGAACAGUGAUAAUCUAUAUUCUUUUCUUUGUGAGAGCUCAAAGAAUAUUCUUGAUUUUCAUGUUUCAAAAGGAUUGAGUUUUAAUAUUUCGUCGUCACCGAGUGAGAAUUUUGCAUCAUCAUAUUGUUUAUCAUUAUCACCGGAUCUUAAUGGAUCUAUUGGAUAUAUAGUUUCAUCAUUUCCUCUUUAUGGAUCUAAAAAUAGCCAUACAAUUCCUAUUAAUAAGAUUUCUGAAGUAUAUCAUCAAGUUCAGGAAUUUAAGGAUUUAAAAAAGUGUUGGAAUCAAACUUUUAAUUCAAGACGGAAAGAUUAUUUAUUUUAUGGAAGGAUGUAUUUUCCAGAACUUUUGUUGGAGGGUCUUUAUGCUAGAAAAAUAUCACCUACGAAACAAUUUAUUUUAUCAUAUUUCAAUAAUCCUGAAAAGAGUGAUGGGAUUAGUUUAACUGCUCAAUUUCAACACAAUACGAGCAAAUGGUCUACAGAAUAUACAUAUAGUACGGAUGAUGCAAUGUUUGGAUUCAGGGGAUUAUGGAAUUUCGGAGAAGUUCCAAAAAGAGUAUCAAUAAAUGAAAAACAAAAUGAUGAUUCAGCUUCUUUGUCUAAUAAUGGACAACUUAGCAUAGGUACAGAAGUAUAUUAUGGAAUAUUUCAUAAAAUAGGAGGAUUGUCUACUGCUCUUCGAUUUACAACACUUCCUUCAUAUAUAAAGAAUCCGCUUACAAUGACUUUAACAUUGAAUCCUGUUAUGGGGCACAUAUCUGCGGCUUAUUCUAUUAAGGCGGGAAAUGAUUUUUCAUUAUCUAGUAGAUUUAAUUUUAAUAUAUUUUCGUAUGAAAGUACUUUGGAUCUAGGUUUUGAACUAUGGAGACGUUCUCAAUUGCCAGAAUCAUCACUUUCUCAAAUCCCUUUAUCUUCGGAUCUUGCUGUACCUUUAAAUCCAAGAACUAGUAUUAUCAAAUUAUCUACAGGAUCAAGGAAAAAUAUUAGAAUUUUAUGGGAAUGGCGUUAUAAAGGCCUUCUUUGUAGUUUUGGUGCAAUUUUUGAUUUGAAUUCACAUUUAUCUAUUUUAAAAUCCUUCGGUUUUGAAUUUCAGUGUUUUUCAUAA